This is a messenger RNA of Pseudo-nitzschia multistriata, 3056 nucleotides long. The record is from the annotation of a GenBank genome assembly. Lineage: Eukaryota; Bacillariophyta; Bacillariophyceae; Bacillariales; Bacillariaceae.
AGUUAUAAUUGUUCUUUCAAACUUUUUUGGUAUUUCAGUCUUAUUUUGUGUUGGAUUUGUACUACAAUAUACACAUGUGAAGAGAGAGGACACAUCAUCACUCUUGGAAAACCUUGAAAACUCAUAAAAAUGCACGAUUUGGGCCGAGACGGGAAAAGUCAUGAGAAGUCAAAGUCUGCUUCCUCUACCGAGAGACUGACAACGAGACUGAACCACAAAAUGCAGCGACCGACAACGCAAUUGACAAAUCGGGCACAAAAAUCAGCAUCUAGAUUCACCGGUUCGCGCCUUCCGUUGAUAGGCUUGGGCGUCGUUAUUGUUAUUGUUGUCCAGUUCAUCGUCAUCGGCACAUAUCACCUUGCAUACGUGCAGGAUACAUCUCAGUUCCAACUAGUUCUCCUGAAUUCUGUGUAUUCGUCGAAGAAGAAGCUUUCCCCUCUGGAAGAAGACGCCAAGUUGCUAGGAUACAGUAUUACUGGAAAUGCAUCCAUUCCAUUAGUACACAAUUUGCACGUGUGGGACGAGAACGCCUUUUCGCAAGCGCUUGGUCCUCCCUCGGGAGAAAGGUUCGAAUCGCAAGAGCAAGCGAUCUUUGAAGAUGGUUCCAUUCCCGUGUUUUACAAUUUACACGUGGGACACAAGAAUGAUUCUUCGCGAGUCCUUGAUAUCGUAUCUGAGCAGAUGGCAAUGAUGCGCCAAGAACACAAACCUGUUUUCGUUCAAUCCAUGGGAGCGACCCAGCUUGAAGUUCCAAAUGCAACCGUGUUGGGACACCGUCAGAGUGGAACAGAAAUGAUAACAUUACGGUCACUCUGGGAAUAUUGUAGACAAAAUCCACGCGUGGAAAAGGUGGUGUAUUUGCACAGCAAGGGGUCGUCCAGGAAUACACCCGAAAAUGCAAGCCUACGCCUUUUCUUAACUCGUGGGGCCCUCUCGAAAGAAUGCGCCUCAGUAAAUGCCGAAACUUGCAACGUUUGCUCGUCGCGAUUUUCUCCCUUACCACAUCCACAUACGUCUGGAAAUAUGUGGCUUGCAAGAUGCGACUACGUUCAGCACCUCAUAGACCCUUUCGACUUUGAAGAACGCAUGAACGAGUUUACCACCAACUGUACACCAAAAGGUAGAGAGAGCUGUGACGGACGACUACGAUUCAGUGCGGAGCAUUGGAUCCACUCACACCCAAAGGUGAAGGUAAGAACAUCAAACAAAACGUUUCUGCAUAGAUCAACCUAUUUACUUUUGUCAAAAAAAUUGUGCUAAUCUAUUCACUCUUUAUCUUUCGGUACGAUACUGGUUCCAUCACACUAGCCCUGUGAUUUGUAUGCAGAUCCCAAAUUCGUAUGGGAUUACGAUGGGAUUCCGAAAAACGGUAUAUUCGAUAUCCAACUUGCAAAAGCACCUCGCUUCGAUCUCAUAGCUUAUGUCAAGUGGUUACAGUGCGUGAACCGAGGCAUUCUUAUCGAGCAUAGAUUAGAUGAAUACUGGGGGUUGUACCAAGAGAAGCCUGAUGAAUCGUGGUGGGGUUGGACCUCUUUAAAGCGUGAUAAGAGAUGGUUGCCCACGAAUAAAAAAAAAGCAGCUCUUUGGAGAAGGAGAGAUGUAUGUUGGAGAGGUGUCAAAUCUAAUGAGACGGAAAAGUCAAGGAAAAUACCUUCAAAAACUGAAAACUAUGUCUCGAAAGAAAAUUUGAAUUCUUGCCCUAUUGGCUCAAGAAUAGAACAAGGUCCAGGCCUUUCUGAGAGGACGAUCGGCAAUAAUCCACCUUCGAUCAAUACCAAAGAAAUAAAAGGCAAAAAGCGACGAGUCUUGGUGAUGGCAGCCGUUCCACGUAACCAAAAACACUUAUUGGCAGUGUGGAGUCAACUGGAAUGUUUCACGAUUGGAAUUGAUCACAUUGUUUUGGCUGUCCCGAGUUGGGCGAAGGAAGUUGCACGCCAAUUUAUUCGAGUGGCAAAAGCUAGUAUCCCGAGUUUGAUCAACAAUGAAACUUCAAUUCAAGUGGAACACUUCACCAACGAUCGAUACGAUGUUGGCCUCUGGUGUGAUGCCGUUAGUUCUUUGAAUGUUGACGAUUUCGAUGAGUUUGCUUUCGUGAACGACUCAGUUUUCGCUAUGCGGCACUUUUCAGAAAUAUUCGAUGCAUUGAGCUUAAAGAAUGUGAGUUUGACUUCUUUAAGCUAUUCCUACAGUCCGAAAUUUUUUGAGGGCGAUAAUGAUCCUAAACAUUUCUGGGUUGAAAGUGUCUAUCGUGGCUUCACUCGGGAAGGUAUAGAUAUUUUCCGUCGCCAUUCUUGCUUGCCAGCGAAUCAUCCAUAUUUUUGCCCAAACCAGGAUGACAAAAAAGCAUGCAUCGUCAACAACUUUGAACACGAUCUUGCAAUGAAAUAUCCUUGCGACAAGGUGUAUGGCAUUUAUCCAUCAGACACACCAGAGGAAUUCCUGAAGAAGAACCGUUUCAGGACGUGGGCACGUAACAUCCCGUAAGUUGAAUGACUUUUCAAUUCAAAAAUCUUCUAUUCCGUUCGCACGUAUUUAAAUUGUGGUGAAAUUCUGACUUCAAAUUUCUUCCUAUUGUCCCGUUCGUUUCAACACAGGUAUUGGAGGAAGUUGGUUCGUCAUGGCGGGUUCCCUGUUGCAAAGGUGAAGGAGUUUAGCUAUCGUAUGAUAUUGCCUCAACUGGCGGAGUGUACAAAUUACUUAAAUCAAGAGUUUGCCGAGUUCAUUGACCUUUCCUUGGCCAAAAGUACGACAUGAACGACUUUGGUCCCAUCUUGAUCGUAAAACAUAGGUGAAUGCUAACACAAUGAUGGGUUUUGACGAGACAUCAUGGAAUAACUGGGAAAUAUUAGAAUUUGCAAAGACGCCUUUCGACCAGUUAAUAACAGAGCAGCAAUUAAUUCUUUAAUCUACCCUGGACUGUGGUCUUGAAGCAUGGGAUGCUAACAACUGUUGACCAAAGUGGGUGUGGCCUAUAUGCCUGGAAACAAAAGCUUUGAUAUAGUGUCAGCGUGAUAAGAAUAUCAUGAUACAUGACAUUAUAAAAUAGAAUAUAGAUA